AUGAAGCCGGACUCUCUGUUGUCGGCGUUUGCGCUGCUGCUCACGGGCAUCAAUGCCUCGAGAGUCGGCAUCCCUGGUGGCCGACCUCGUGAGAUUGUGCUCGACAGCAGAAAUGAGAAGCUUCAGGAUAUUGUCACAUGGGACGAAUACUCUCUUUAUGUCCAUGGGGAGCGUGUCAUGAUCUUCUCCGGCGAAGUUCACCCUUUUCGUCUACCCGUGCCGUCUCUGUAUUUUGACUUGUUUCAGAAGAUCAAGGCACUUGGAUUUAACACGGUAUCGUUUUAUGUGGAUUGGGCGCUUUUGGAAGGCAAGCCGGGCAAGUUUCGUGCCGAUGGCAUCUUUGACCUGGAGCCUUUCUUUGAAGCUGCUACCAAAGCUGGCAUUUAUUUGCUGGCUCGCCCGGGGCCUUAUAUUAAUGCCGAAGUGUCAGGAGGCGGAUUUCCCGGCUGGCUGCAGAGGGUCAAGGGCAUUCUUAGAACUGAUGCUCCUGAUUAUCUACAUGCCACAGACAAUUACAUGGAACACAUCGCCUCGAUCAUUGCAAAGGCGCAAAUCACAAACGGAGGGCCCGUGAUUCUGUAUCAGCCAGAGAACGAGUAUAGCGCCGGCAAUGCGGGUGUUCUGUUUCCUAACAAACCGUAUUUCCAAUACGUUAUUGACCAGGCGCGAAGUGCUGGCAUUGUUGUCCCCUUAAUCAACAAUGAUGCUUUUCCCGGCGGCACAAGCGCCCCUGGUACAGGCCUUGGAUCUGUAGAUAUCUACGGCCAUGAUGCUUAUCCCGUUGGUUUUGAUUGCGCCCAUCCUUAUACCUGGCCAGAAAACGGGCUGCCUACUACAUAUCAUUCGCAGCACCUCAGUAUGAGCCCAAAUACACCGUUUUCUCUUGUCGAGUUCCAAGGCGGUUCCUUUGAUCCGUUCGGUGGAUGGGGCUUCGAACAAUGCUCUGUUUUGGUUAACCAUGAGUUUGAGAGAGUAUUUUAUAAGAAUAAUUAUGCAGCUGGUGUGACCAUAUUCAACCUAUACAUGAUAUUUGGCGGCACCAACUGGGGCAAUCUCGGCCACCCUGGUGGUUAUACAUCAUAUGACUACGGAUCUAGUAUCAGAGAGGACAGAACCGUCGACAGAGAAAAGUAUUCAGAGCUGAAAUUGCAAGGCCAGUUCCUAGAAGUCUCCCCUGGAUAUAUGACCACUACUCCGGGCAACGUAACAACAGGUGUAUAUAGCGACAACCAAGACAUUGCGAUAACGCCACUCUUGGCAGAAGAGAGCGGCAAUUUCUUUGUGGUACGCCAUGCAAACUACUCGAGUACAGAAUCGACGUCGUAUACGGUCAAGUUACCGACUUCUGAUGGGGAAAUCACCAUCCCUCAGCAAGGCGGCUCACUUACUCUAAAUGGUCGAGACUCCAAGUUUCACGUCACCGAUUACCCCGUAGGAAACUAUACACUGCUGUAUUCAACUGCAGAGAUAUUUACAUGGAAAACAUUUGCCGAUAAGACAGUUCUGGUUCUUUACGGCGGCGCAGAUGAGCUGCACGAAUACGCUGUCAAGAAUCCCUUUGCUGGCACGAAAGCCACAAAAGUCAACAAGAUUGAAGGAAGCGGUGUUACCAUCCACACUGCCAAGGAUUUGACUCUUGUUCUUCAGUGGAUGGCUUCCCCCUCCAGGCAAAUUAUCCAGCUGGGUGAUUUGGUCAUCCACAUGGUUGAUCGUAACUCUGCAUACAACUAUUGGGUUCCCACUCUCCCAGGAAGCGGCAACCAGCCCGCCUACGGCAGCUCUUUGAUGAAUCCCGCUGCUGUCAUUGUAAAUGGGGGCUACCUUGUUCGCUCCGUAGCGAUUCAAGGCUCAGCUCUCUCCUUGCAGGCAGAUUUCAACGUUACAACACCGCUAGAAAUCAUCGGCAUCCCACAGGGUGUUUCUCAGCUUGUCGUUAAUGGAGAAGAGCUAGACUACACAGUUUCAGAACUCGGAGACUGGAUCACCAACCCAACCAUUGAGCUUCCAGAUGUCCAGGUCCCGGAGCUAUCAUCACUUACAUGGUACCACUUAGACUCUCUUCCGGAAAUUCACAGCAACUACGAUGAUUCCCACUGGCAGGUUGCCAACCACAAAACGUCCAACAACUCCAUCGCACCUCUCAAGACACCCGUGUCGCUAUACGGCUCAGACUACGGCUUCAACACCGGAACGCUCCUCUUCCGCGGCCGCUUCACAGCGUCCACCGCUCAGCAGCAGCUUUCCCUCACCACCCAAGGAGGAUCCGCCUUUGCAAGCUCCGUGUGGCUCAACGACCGGUUUAUCGGCUCAUUCAAGGGCUUUGACGCCGCAGAAAGCGCCAACUCCUCCUAUGAGCUCCAUCACCUCGUUCGCGGUCGGCGCUAUACCCUCACCAUCGUUGUCGACUCCACGGGUCUCCAUGAGAACUGGGACAUUGGCCUCGAUGGCAUGAAAUCCCCCCGCGGCAUCAUCGACUACGCCCUCACCUCCUCCAAGGGUACUCACGUACCCAUCUCCCCCUGGAAACUCACCGGUAAUCUCGGUGGUGAGGACUACCGCGAUAUUUUCCGUGGUCCUCUCAACGAAGGUGGCCUCUACUUCGAGCGGCAGGGAUUCCACCUCCCGUCCCCUCCGCUUCACGCCUUCUCCCGCGGCUCUCCGUACAACGGUAUUCCUCACGCCGGCAUUGCCUAUUACACUGCCAAGUUACAUCUCGACAUCCCCGCCGACAAAUAUGACGUUCCGCUAUCCUUUGUCUUUGACAACACCACCAGUGCCGCACCAUAUCGGGCUUUGUUGUACGUCAACGGCUUCCAAUACGGUAAGUACGUGAGCAAUGUUGGCCCUCAGACCGAAUUUCCCGUCCCGGAGGGCAUCCUCAACUACAAUGGUGAUAACUGGAUCGGCAUUGCGCUCUGGGCACUGGAAAGCCACGGUGCCAAAGUCCCAGGGCUGAAACUCAAGAGCCGAUCGCCGAUCCUCACGAGCAGGAGCAAGGUAGAACUAGUCGAGGGGCCGGCAUACAAGAAGAGAUACGGAGCAUACUGA
Trichoderma aggressivum f. europaeum is the source of this 3048-nucleotide messenger RNA. RefSeq names its product CAZyme family GH35. The record is from RefSeq and is a predicted model, not a curated record. Gene Ontology annotation, cellular component: vacuole. Gene Ontology annotation, biological process: carbohydrate metabolic process. Bases 1 to 3048 code for a protein of 1015 amino acids. Gene Ontology annotation, molecular function: beta-galactosidase activity. NCBI's taxonomy places the organism in Eukaryota, Fungi, Ascomycota, Sordariomycetes, Hypocreales, Hypocreaceae. The transcript is spliced from 8 exons.